Bombina bombina (fire-bellied toad) is the source of this 7095-nucleotide messenger RNA. It is a transcript of the gene ABCA4, whose product is annotated as ATP binding cassette subfamily A member 4. Gene Ontology annotation, biological process: transmembrane transport; lipid transport. Gene Ontology annotation, cellular component: intracellular membrane-bounded organelle; membrane. Lineage: Eukaryota; Metazoa; Chordata; Amphibia; Anura; Bombinatoridae. The transcript has 51 exons. The coding region runs from base 1 to 7095 and encodes 2364 amino acids. Gene Ontology annotation, molecular function: ATP binding; ABC-type transporter activity; lipid carrier activity. The record is from RefSeq and is a predicted model, not a curated record.
AUGAGAUUCCGUGCCAAAGUUAGGCUUUUGCUUUGGAAGAACUGGACCCUAAGGAAAAGACAAAAGCUCCGUGUUUUUGUGGAACUCUUUUGGCCGUUGUCAUUGUUCCUCAUCUUGGUGUGGUUAAGGAACGCAAAUCCUCUCUAUGGCCAACAUGAGUGUCACUUUCCAAACAAGGCAUUGCCCUCUGCAGGGAUGUUACCAUGGUUACAGGGAAUUUUCUGCAAUACCAAUAACCCUUGUUUUAAAAGCCCCACUCCUGGAGAAUCUCCUGGCGUUGUGUCAAACUACAAUAAUUCCAUCCUUGCAAGAGCAUAUAAGGAUGCGCAAGAUUUGCUGUUGGGAAAGCCAGAAAUCCACCAUUUAAGUCAAAUAUGGAAGGAGAUGUAUACGUUGUCGCACUUUAUGGAUACCAUGCGCACAAACCCUGGAAAAGUUGCAGGUCGAGGGAUACGGAUCAGAGAUAUCUUGAAGGAUGAUGAAAUUUUAACUGUGUUUUUACUAAAAGAUAUUGGACUUUCGGACUCUGUGGUCUUUCAGCUCAUUAAUUCACAAGUGCGAAUUGAGCAGUUUGCCUCUGGAAUUCCUGAUUUGACUCUGAAGGAUAUAGCCUGCAGCCAGACGUUGCUGGAACGCUUCCUUAUCUUCAGCAGUCGCAGAGCGAUGUACACCGUGCGUAAUGCAAUGUGCUUACUGUCUCAGCAGAGGUUACAAAGGGUUGAAGACAUUUUAUAUGCAAAUAUAGAUUUCUUCAAAUUUUUUGAAAUGCUUCCUACUGUGUUAGACAGUCGUUCUCAUGGGAUUGAUCUUCGAUUCUGGGGUAGAGUUAUGUCUAACUUGUCCGAAUCGCUACGAGAGUUAGCCCAGCAACCCAGUAUUCAGGACCUAUUUUGGGUGCUGCGACCACUUGUGCAGGAAGGAGGGCCAAGGACAUUCACUCAGCUCAUGAACUCUCUUUCAAACCUGUUCUGUGGUUACCCUGAGGGGGGAGGUGCCAGAGUGUUCUCAUUUAACUGGUACGAAGACAAUAACUAUAAAGUAUUUCUAGGGGUGAACUCCACCAAGAAAGAAACUUACUACCUAUACGACAAGACAACAACACCAUUCUGCAACGCAUUGAUUCAAGGUAUGGAAUCCAAUCCUGCAACUAAAAUAGCCUGGAGUGCAAUGAAACCACUACUGAUGGGGAAAAUCCUCUACUCUCCAGACUCACCGGCAGUCAGGGAGAUCUUAAAACAAGCAAAUUCUACCUUUGAGGAGCUAGAGCGCCUCAGGCAUAUUGGUAAAUCCUGGGAAGAGGUGGGACCUCAACUUUGGUACUUUCUACAAAACAGUGUUCAAAUGAAUGUGAUCAGGGAUACGAUCAAAAACCCAACAGUGAAGGAUUUCCUCAACAGACAAAUGGGGGAUGACGGAUUAAAUGCUGACGAUGUAAUCAAUUUUCUGUACAAUGGUAAUCCGGAUGAGCGCCCAGAUGGACAGUCACAAUUUGACUGGAGAAAUGUCUUUAACUUUACAGAUCAGACCGUGCGUCUGUUAAACCAAUACCUGGAAUGUCUGACUUUGGAUAAAUUUGAAGGUCAUGAUGAUGAAUCCCAUCUGACCCAUCAUGCUCUCUAUCUGUUGGAAGAAAAUAAAUUCUGGGCUGGUCUUGUGUUUAUGGACAUGUUCCCCUGGACAAACAAAGUGCCACCUCAUGUGAAAUACAAAAUUCGCAUGGACAUUGACGCAGUGGAGAAAACAAACAAGAUUAAAGACAGAUAUUGGGACCCAGGUCCGAGAGCUGACCCAGUAGAAGAUUUCCGUUACAUCUGGGGAGGCUUUGCCUAUCUACAGGACAUGAUUGACCAUGGCAUUAUAAAGAGCCAGACAAAUAAGGAAGUGCCAGCUGGAAUCUACGUUCAACAGAUGCCCUAUCCAUGCUUUGUGGAUGAUGUCUUUAUGAUAACUCUGAACCGCUGUUUCCCGAUUUUCAUGGUGUUGGCUUGGAUCUAUUCAAUUUCAAUGCUAGUGAAAGAUAUUGUGCUAGAAAAAGAGUUACGCUUGAAAGAGACCAUGAAAAAUUUGGGCGUAACUAAUGAUGUUAUUUGGUUCACAUGGUUCAUUGAUAACUUCAUGGUAAUGACUGCCAGUACACUGAUCCUCACCAUCGUCAUUGUGGGUGGAGGGGUUCUUCACUACAGUAAUCCAUUUAUCCUAUUCUGCUUCCUAAUGACUUUCACAAUUGCGACUAUCAUGCAAGGCUUCCUGAUGAGCGUGUUCUUCUCUAAAGCCAACUUAGCAGCCGCUUGCAGUGGAGUCAUUUAUUUCACACUCUACUUGCCGCACAUCCUCUGUUUCGCUUGGCAGGACCGGAUGACAUUCAAGCUGAAAACAUUGGCAAGCUUUCUUUCUCCAGUUGCUUUUGGGUUUGGAACAGAAUAUUUAUCUAGAUAUGAAGAACAAGGCAUUGGUCUUCAGUGGGGCAACAUUGGAAAGAGCCCGGUGGAAGCAGAUGAAUACAGUUUUCUAUUUUCUAUUUUCAUGAUGCUCGUUGAUGCAUUUAUAUAUUGGGUGCUGGCAUGGUAUAUAGACAGUGUAUAUCCAGGAGAAUAUGGAAUCCCAAAACCGUGGUAUUUCCCAUUUUUGGCAUCUUAUUGGUGCAACUUAUCCAGUCCAUUUGAAGAAUAUACUGAUUCAAUAGAAACUGAGGUAUCAAUACAUGAACAUAUGGAAGACCACCAUGGAGAUGCAGUGGAAAAGCAUCCCGUAACACAGCACAAAGAGGCAAAUGAGGACACAAACAAAAAUGAGGAGGAAAUAAUUGAUAAUAAACUACAAGACAAGGACCCUGCAACAUGCAAACACAAAAUGCCCAAGAGGGAAAAAGAGAAAGAAGAAAAGCAAAAGAAAGAUGAACAGGAAAAGGAGAGGGAUGAUAAAGAUGAACUGAACAACGGUAAAACAAAACAGACAAAUCCAUUUUUUGAGCCUGAACCUCCGGGUAUGGUUCCUGGGGUGUGUGUUCAGGACUUAGUAAAAGUGUAUGAAAAUACUUACAAGCCAGCGGUGGACAUGAUAAACAUCACGUUUUACGAGGGACAGAUUACAGCCUUCCUAGGUCACAAUGGAGCUGGCAAAACUACGACAUUAUCUAUCAUAACUGGUUUGUUCCCUCCAACAUCUGGCACUGUAUGGGUUCGAGGCAGAGAUAUUCAGACUCACACGGAGUCAAUUCGGCAAAGUCUAGGAAUGUGCCCACAGCACAACAUUCUGUUUCGCCACUUGACUGUAGCUGAGCAUAUCAUGUUUUAUGCUCAGCUGAAGGGCAAACAUAGAAGACAAGCAGAAAGAGAGUUGGAAACAAUGUUGGAAGAUAUUGGUAUUCCUCAAAAAAGAGAUGAGGAAGCGCAAAAUCUUUCAGGUGGAAUGCAGAGGAAACUGUCAGUCGCCCUGGCAUUUGUUGGUGACGCAAAAGUUGUGGUGUUGGAUGAACCCACUUCAGGAGUUGACCCAUAUUCUAGAAGGUCAAUUUGGGACUUAUUGCUCAAAUACCGCACAGGUAGAACUAUUAUACUUUCUACACAUCAUAUGGAUGAGGCUGAUCUCCUUGGAGACCGUAUUGCCAUCAUAUCCCAAGGGAAACUCUACUGCAGCGGAUCUCCUCUAUUCCUAAAGAACUGCUUUGGCACGGGCUUCUACCUCACUCUGGUCCGUAGGAUGAGAAACGUUAAAGAAACGGUGAAAAGAGAAUCAUCAUCCUGUCGCUCUGACUGCUCCUGUCCAUGCCCCAGCUGUGCUCCGAAAUCUGUUCAGCACACUCUGGAACAAGAGUUAGAUGGUGAUGUGGCUGGGAUAACAGAAUUAAUUCAUCACCAUGUUCCUGAAGCAAAAUUAAUAGAAAGCAUUGGACAAGAGCUGAUUUACAUCCUGCCUGGCAAAGAUUUCAAAUACCGAGCCUAUGCCAGCCUCUUCAGGGAACUGGAAGAGACACUUGGUGACCUGGGUCUGAGCAGCUUUGGAAUAUCUGACACUCCAUUGGAAGAGAUUUUUCUGAAAGUUACAGCAGAUUCAGUGACUGGAACAGAAACACCAGAGGAAUGGAUGUUACAGCAGAGGAAAUCCAGAACAAGUCUAGCGGUGGAUAACAAGACAACUGUUAUUAAUAUUGAUAAUAAAGGUAACUCAGAAACUUUAAGAAAAGAAUCUCAAAGGCGUGGGACUGAGAAUAUCCCACCUAAUGCCUGUAGUGAGCCCCCUGGCAAGAUGAGUGGCACAGGAUCCCGGCAGAUAAAAGGCAGUGACCUCCUGCACCAGCAGUUCAAAGCCCUGAUUAUAAAGCGCUUCCAGCACGCAACACGCAGUCAAAAGGAUUUCCUCGCACAGAUUGUCCUUCCUGCUAGUUUUGUGCUGCUGGCGCUGAUAUUUACGCUCAUCGUCCCUCCCUUUGGAGAAUAUCCAAGUCUGACGCUCCAUCCAUGGAUUUACGGCCAACAGUAUAUUUUCUUCAGUAAUGAGCAGCCAGGAAAUGAAAAGAUGACUCCCAUAUCUGACGCCUUCCUGAACAGCCCGGGGUUCGGAACUCGCUGUAUGAAGGAUGAGCCACUUUUUAAAAUGUUUCCCUGUACAAAUACUUCCAACGAGUGGGUCAUCCCAUCUAUGUCUCCAAGUUUAACUAAUGCAUUGUUGUCCCAGAACUGGACACCUGAUAAUCCAUCACCUUCAUGCACUUGUAGUUCAAAGAAUAAGAUAAUUAUGCUCCCAGAAUGCCCCGAGGGUGCUGGAGGACGGCCUCCUCCACAGAGAAUCCAACCAAGCUCUGAAAUUCUUCAGGACCUCACAGAAAGAAACAUUUCGGAUUAUCUUGUUAAAACAUACCCCUCUCUAAUAAGAAGCAGUUUGAAGAGCAAAUACUGGGUGAAUGAGCAAAGAUAUGGAGGAUUUUCUGUUGGAGGAAAACUUCCUAUUCUUGACGUUGACACUCAAAAUAUUGCAGAAUUUUUUCAGCAGCUUGGUCAAAUGACCAAUGUAUCAGGCGGCAUAACUACAAAGUCUGUUUCACACCAAUUCAAGGCUUUUCUCCAACACUUGGAAACGGAAGAUAACAUCAAGGUGUGGUUUAAUAAUAAGGGUUGGCAUGCCAUGGUCACAUUCAUUAACAUUGCUAACAACGCCAUAUUGAGAGCCAAUUUAGGUGAAGACAAAGAUCCUGGGGAAUUUGGAAUAACUGCAAUUAACCAUCCAUUGAAUUUAACAAAAGAUCAACUCUCAGAAGUCACAGUACUGACAACUUCAGUGGAUGUCGUGGUUGCUAUCUGUGUAAUAUUUGCCAUGUCAUUUAUCCCAGCUAGUUUUGUUCUGUAUUUGAUUCAAGAAAGAGUGUCAAAUGCCAAACACCUUCAGUUUGUCAAUGGUGUCACACCUUUUGUGUAUUGGAUCACUAACUUCACGUGGGAUAUUGUCAAUUAUGCUAUAAGUGUUGCCAUGGUCGUAAUAAUAUUCAUUGGUUUCGACAAGAAAGCAUAUACCUCAGCCACGAAUCUCCCUGCACUUAUAGCUUUGCUCUUUUUUUAUGGGUGGUCUGUAAUCCCCAUGAUGUAUCCAGCUUCCUUUCUAUUUAACGUACCAAGCACAGCCUAUGUUGCAUUAUCUUGUCUGAAUCUCUUCAUUGGGAUAAACAGCAGUGCUAUCACAUUCAUCCUGGAUCUUUUUGAGAAUAACAGAUCUUUGCUUCGGUUCAAUGAGACACUAAAGAAUAUGCUGCUAAUCUUCCCGCAUUUCUGCCUGGGCAGGGGUCUUAUUGAUUUAGCAAUGAACCAAGCCGUGACUGAUGUCUAUGCUCGCUUUGGUGAAGAGCAUAUCACAAAUCCUUUCCAGUGGGAGUUCCUAGGAAGGAACAUCUUUGCAAUGGCUAUUGAAGGAGUCUUAUACUUUGCUUUAAAUAUUCUUAUUCAGAACAACUUCUUCCUUAAUACAUGGUUUUCAGAACCUCCUAAAGGCGCUAUAGAAGGUGAAGAUGAAGAUGUCGCUCAAGAGAGACAGCGAAUUAUGAAAGGAGGGGGCAAAACUGAUAUUUUAAAACUAAAGGAAUUAUCAAAGAUAUACCCAGGAAGACAUACUCCUGCUGUUGACAGACUCUGCAUUGGUAUUCGACCCGGUGAGUGCUUUGGUCUCCUUGGUGUGAAUGGAGCUGGCAAGACAACCACAUUCAAAAUGUUGACUGGAGAUAUUGAUGUAUCGUCAGGAGAGGCUACUGUGGCUGGAUAUAGCAUACUGACUGACAUCGCUGAUGUUCACCAGAACACAGGAUACUGUCCUCAGUUUGAUGCUAUUGAUGAGCUUCUGACAGGUCGUGAACACCUGCAACUCUAUGGUCGUUUGAGAGGAGUUCCCGAAGAUGAAGUAGACGUGGUGGCAGAUUGGGCAAUUGAGAAGUUGGGUCUUAACAGAUAUGCUGACCAAUCAGCAGGAACUUAUAGCGGUGGAAACAAACGCAAGUUGUCUACUGCAAUAGCUUUGAUAGGUUGUCCUCCUGUGGUACUAUUGGAUGAACCCACUACAGGGAUGGAUCCUCAGUCACGUCGCUUCCUUUGGAAUUCAAUAGUCUCCAUUAUCAAGGAAGGCAGAGCUGUGGUUUUAACGUCUCACAGUAUGGAGGAAUGUGAAGCUCUCUGCACACGUCUUGCUAUAAUGGUAAAAGGCACCUUCAAAUGUCUGGGAACAAUUCAGCACUUGAAAUAUCAAUUUGGUGAUGGUUAUAUUGUCACCAUGAAAAUAAAACCUCUCAAACUCGGCUCAGCCCCAGAUUCAGGUCCAGCAGAAAAAUUUAUACAGACAAACUUCCCUGGCAGUUUACAGAGAGAGAAGCACUACAACAUGCUACAAUAUCAGAUUUCAUCUUCCUCUCUGGCAAGGAUUUUUCAGCUACUUAUUUCCAACAAAGAUGCACUGAAUAUAGAAGAAUAUUCAGUCUCACAGACUACUUUAGAUCAAGUAUUUGUAAACUUUGCUAAACAGCAAACAGAAGAUGAAGACAUCCAUUUACACCCACGAGCUGCAGGAGCCACCCGUGACGUGAAGGUAGCCCCAGCUCCAACAUCAAAGGCACCUACUUAG